AUGUUUCGCACACGAAAUGGUAGAUCGACAAGCUCUCACAGAGGUGUAGAGCAGGAAGCUACCGAGCCGAUUGUACAAGAUACUGGUUCGGUUGAUCGACGGAAGCUAGAAGAGAUCGAAGCCGCGCUAGCGGCCCUUAGAGCUCAUGUGAUCUCUGGUGACCGUAUGAGGAGAGUCAAGGAGACCCAAGAGGAUUUGCUCAAGACAGUGACUGAUUUGGGCAACGAGGCUCAAGUCAGUGUGCUUCAAGCAGCUGUAGCGAGUUUGACCAUAAACCCUAUUGAAAGAGUAGGCGUACGAGCCAAGAUCCCCGAUCACCAACGCUUUGAUGGAGCGAGGGAUGCUAAAGAGCUUAAGAAUUUCUUGUUUGGCAUAGAGCAGUAUUUUCGGGCCAUACGCACAGAGUCUGAGGAAGAUAAGGUAGCGAUGACGUCGAUGUAUCUAGGUGGUGACACGAACUUAUGGUGGCGAUCCAAGUUCAAGGAUGGUGUGUGCUCCAUUACGACUUGGGAUGCGUUGAAGAAGGAGUUGAAGACCUCCUUCCUCCCCGAGAAUGUAGAUUACAACGCUCGUAAGAAGUUGAGGGAAUUGUCCCAUACAGGGACUAUACGGGAGUAUGUGAGAGAGUUCUCAACUUUGAUGUUGGAUAUAAAGGAUAUGUCUAAAAGAGAUAAGUUGUUUCAUUUCCUUGAAGAGCUCAAGCCAUGGGCUAGACUCGAGCUACAGAGACAAAAUGUGCAAGAUCUGAAAGUAGCGAUAGCUGAUUCUAAGUGCCUUAAUGAUUACAACGAUCAUCCUGAAAAGCGCAAGACGCCUUCUACAAGUGGAGCUAACACCCAACAGAUUAGUGUGAACAAGUUGGCUCGAGGGGAGAAGACAUCGAGUAGGGGAGCAAAUAGAAGAUUCCCUGGAAGGGACCCAGCUCAAAAUAGAGUCCCUACUUGUUCUGGAUCAAGAAAUGGAGGGAAUAAACCCUUAUUGAGGUGUUUUAUUUGCAAUGGACCUCAUCGGUCUCAGUUGAGUAACUUGAGGAAAGUGCCAGAGAGGGGAUUGAUGUUUGUGGACAUCUCAACAAAUGGGAAAAUCUCUAAAGCUCUAGUCGACACGGGAGCCACAGAUACACUUAUCUCUCCAGAGAAAGCUAAGAGAUAUGAGUUGAUUAUCACCAAUGAGGUGGGACAAAUGAAAGCAGUUAACCCCGCUGCUUCAACGAUAUGUGGAGGUGUGAAGAGGGUCAGUAUCAAACUUGGGUCUUGGGAAGGAAGUGUAGAUUUCACUGUUUCCUACAUGGAUGAUUUUGACGUGAUCUUAGUGCUCAAUUUUAUGAUGGCAGCCCAAGUACUUCCUAUCCCAGCAUCAAGUUGUUUAAUGUUCAUGGGGGAGCAGCCAUGUGUGGUACCAGCUACGAUUCUCCCUCAUCCUGGGAAGAAGAUAUUGUCCGCUAUCCAAUUUAAGAAAGGGGUGAAAAAGGGGAAGCCUUCCUUCUUAGUCUUCCCAAUUUCCAAAGAGGAUGCCAAUCCUGGUACGUUGCCCAAGAAUGUUCAAGAAGUGUUGAGAGACUUUGAGGAUGUAAUGCUAGAUGAAUUGCCGAAAGAGUUGCCUCCUAGACGGUCGGUGGACCAUGAGAUUGAAUUAAUCCCGAGAGUAAAACCUCUUGCGAAGUUCUCGUAUCGGAUGAGUCCUCCAAAGUUGGCAGAGUUGAGGAAACAAUUGGAUGAGUUGCUCCAAGCAGGAUUUAUUCGACCCUCGAAGUCACCUUUCGGGGCACCUGUGUUGUUCCAGAGAAAACAUGAUGGGAGUUUGAGAUUGUGUGUGGAUUAUAGAGCAUUAAACAAAGUGACUGUCAGGAAUAAAUACCUCAUUCUGUUGAUUGCAGAUUUGUUCAACAAACUGAACAAUGAUAAGUAUUUCACGAAGUUGGAUCUCAGAUCGAGAUACCGUCAAGUGAGAGUAGCCAAAGGGGAUGAGCCAAAAACGACAUGUGUAACUCGGUAUGGGGCAUUUGAAUUUUUUGUUAUGCCUUUUGGACUAACCAAUGCUCCUGCUACUUUUUGUACUUUGAUGAACCAGGUGUUCCAUGACUAUCUCGACAAAUUCGUAGUCAUCUAUUUAGAUGAUAUAAUGAUCUUUAGCACUUCUAUGGAAGAGCACCAUGAGCAUCUUCGAUUGGUGCUGACGAGAUUGCGGUAA
This is a messenger RNA of Hibiscus syriacus, 2190 nucleotides long. RefSeq lists its product as uncharacterized. The record is from RefSeq and is a predicted model, not a curated record. Bases 1 to 2190 code for a protein of 729 amino acids. The transcript has 3 exons. Gene Ontology annotation, biological process: proteolysis. Gene Ontology annotation, molecular function: aspartic-type endopeptidase activity. NCBI's taxonomy places the organism in Eukaryota, Viridiplantae, Streptophyta, Magnoliopsida, Malvales, Malvaceae.